This is a messenger RNA of Physcomitrium patens, 1421 nucleotides long. Its product is annotated as malate dehydrogenase, glyoxysomal. Lineage: Eukaryota; Viridiplantae; Streptophyta; Bryopsida; Funariales; Funariaceae. Gene Ontology annotation, biological process: tricarboxylic acid cycle; malate metabolic process. Gene Ontology annotation, cellular component: chloroplast; cytoplasm. The record is from RefSeq and is a predicted model, not a curated record. Gene Ontology annotation, molecular function: L-malate dehydrogenase (NAD+) activity.
CGAACUCCAGUUGCCACAGAAAGCCCAUCACGCACAAGCCACAAAGCAAAUUUUUGCACACAGAAUUCGUGUGGCGGGUGGCGAAAUUUCGUACAGUUUUGUGAGCUCACCAGGAGUCGCAACCAUGGAGAUGGCUAACGUGCGUGCCCAAGUGCGCCUCGCUCGGAUCGCCUCGCACAUGGAGGCGCCGGAGAGGAACAUUAUGACGGGGGUAGAGAGGGAGGCAACCCGUGCACGAGGUGCAGCUCCAGGAUUCAAAGUAGCGAUAUUGGGAGCAGCUGGUGGAAUUGGGCAACCUUUGUCGUUGCUCAUGAAAAUGAGUCCCUUGGUGUCCACUCUUCACCUGUACGAUGUUUUCAACACACCCGGAGUUGUUGCUGAUUUGAGCCACACAAACACCUCUGCUGUGGUGCGAGGAUUCCUUGGCAACGACCAAUUGGGACCUGCUUUGGACGGGAUGGACUUGGUUAUUAUACCCGCUGGAGUUCCACGAAAGCCAGGCAUGACAAGAGAUGAUUUGUUCAACAUCAAUGCUGGCAUUGUGCGCACUUUGAUCGAGGGUGUAGCAAAGCACUGUCCCCGAGCAAUAAUCAACAUUAUCAGCAACCCUGUGAACUCCACCGUGCCUAUCGCUGCCGAGGUGCUCAAGAAGGCUGGCGUAUAUGACCCUAAACGUCUCUUUGGCGUCACCACUUUGGAUGUUGUUCGAGCGAACACCUUCGUGGCUGAUGUGAUCGGUGUGGAUCCUAAAAUGGUGGAUGUGCCAGUCCUUGGGGGGCACGCUGGUAUCACCAUUCUCCCCAUCCUAUCUCAGGCGACACCCAAGUUCACCUUCACAGAUAAGGAAGUGGCUUAUUUGACCAACCGUAUUCAGAAUGGAGGAACCGAGGUGGUGGAGGCUAAGAAAGGAGCGGGCUCUGCAACCUUGUCUAUGGCUUAUGCGGCUGCUAAGUUUGCAGAAUCCUGCUUACGUGCCCUACAAGGAGAGUCUGGCAUUGUUGAGUGCGCUUAUGUUGACUGUGAGGUGACUGAGCUACCUUUCUUCGCAACAAAAGUGAGGAUUGGGCGUUCAGGAAUUGAGGAGAUCUAUCCACUUGGACCAUUGAACGCACAUGAGAGGGAGGGUUUGGAGAAGCUAAAACCAGAGCUACAUGAAAGCAUCCAGAAGGGCGUUAAAUUUGUACAAAACCCACCAGCUCCCAAGUCAUAGAUUUGUAGAUUUAUAUUUACAGUUUUACGGGUAGUUCUAGUAAUGGGUGAUAUUCGACCACGGUGUAGAUGGCUUUCGAAUUUCAUACAAUAUGAUACAGUAGCUAUCAUUGGUGUUGGGAUAAGGAAAUUUAAUGCGAGAUCUGCAGUACAAUACCUUUGUUUCCGGGGCCUGGUUUUUAAGUCUUUUCUGUUUGGUUUUCCUUUCUUCA